Molecule: messenger RNA, 435 nt
Organism: Cooperia oncophora
Lineage: Eukaryota; Metazoa; Nematoda; Chromadorea; Rhabditida; Trichostrongylidae
Source: the annotation of a GenBank genome assembly
AAACUAGAAAUUCUUUCAGACGACGAACAGGACAACGUGGCCAAGGCAGAGGCUCCUGAUGAGGAUGUUCCCCAGAAUGAGCUAGCUAAGAAUGAAUCAGAGCAGAGCUGUGUAAGUUCGUCUUCUGCUCCACAUGAAGAAACCGUUGAAGUGGUCGCCGAUGUCCCUUCAGUUGCAUGGAAAAAGGGAGUGAAACGCUCGGCAGAGGCCUUGAUCGAUAAAGAAGUGGAGAAGUGCGCCGUUGAUGCGAAAGAGGAAGCAGGAGGAGACUGUGUACUUUCGAGUGUAAACAACACUGCUUUACCACCAUGUACGGAUGACGAGGUUGCACUCUUUUCCGACUCGGAUGUGGAAUGUAUUGCCAUCGAGGACAAUUCAGGUAUGUUCUUAAGUGGGAGUACUUCGUGCUCUAUAUUAAAUUUAGCAUUAACAUAA